AUGUUAGAUGAUGAUGUAAAUCAUCUCUUUCCAGAUUUAAAGCCAACUGAUCCCAUUCCAGAAGAAUUUUACAAUAAAUUAAUGAAAAUAGUAGAAAUAUUUGUGGGUAAAGAUUGCAUCGAUCAAAUAAAAAAAUGGAAAAGACAAAAAAAAAUAAUGGGCAAUUCUAAUUAUUUGCAAAAUAUUAAUUUCAUAUGUUCCUAUCAACAUGAAAAAUCUAGUUUGGCGGCAUGGGGAAAUUCAAAUAAUCUACCGAUGAAUUUGAGAAAGAUCACCGAUAUCAAUAUUGCAAAAUACACCGAAGAUAAUUGGGAAUCUUUAAGACUCGAAUGGGAACCUUACGCUAAAAGAGAUACGUUAUGUCUCGGAGCUUGUUUGAUAAAAUAUAACAAAGUUAUGAAAGAAGUUGUAUUCCAGAAUGUUUCCAAUAAUCUAACGGCUCCUUCUUUAUCUUUAAAGGGUUGGUAUUAUUUAUAUCAUUACCGUAAAGAAAUGGUUGAAGAAGAAUGGUAUGAAAGUACUAGAAUGGUUCCGAAACACACCGAAAAAGAAAACGUAGAAAAAGUUUACUCACAUACACACCCUUUUAUAAGAUAUUUUAUCAGACAAUCCAUUAAAGGAGGAAGAGUUUCGGCAAAUCGAAAAUCAUUUGAAACGAAUAAAAUGGAUGAAAUUUGUAAUAUAUUAAAGGAAUACACAGAAACACCAAGUGAUAACAUAAUUGAUUUAUUCAAAGAAUACAGCACUAGCACAAAAGAUAAAAUGGAAGUUCAUUCGAGACUUAAAAAAAUAAAAUGUACUAAACUAAUUGCCUUUGAUGCUAACGGUUUGUACGCUUCCGCCAUGUCGGAUUUGGAUAGCGAAUAUCCUAAAGCAGAAAGUGGUAGACCGUUUCUAAAGGAAGAAGAAAAAGAAUUUGUAAAACUCUUUAAUGAGCAGAAAUUUAGACCUAGAACGGCUAUUUUAAAAGUCUGGUUUAAAUAUCCUACCAACAUGUUCUUCCAACCCAUACCAGCUAAAGAUAAAAUUACUUUUACGAACAAAGAAGGUAAUAAGGAAACUGGCACUAAGAUCAGAUUCAGAAAUGGUUUCUGUUCAGAAGUUUUAACAUCGGUCGAUAUUCAAGAAAUAGUUAAAGCCGGUGGACGAAUAGUCAAGAUAAAAGAUGGUAUAGUAUACGAAGAAAAUUUUAAAACUCCACCAUACAGAGAUUAUAUUUUAAUUUUGAGAGAUCUAAGAAAUAAAUAUAAAUGA
Lottia gigantea (owl limpet) is the source of this 1254-nucleotide messenger RNA. RefSeq lists its product as hypothetical. The coding region runs from base 1 to 1254 and encodes 417 amino acids. Lineage: Eukaryota; Metazoa; Mollusca; Gastropoda; Lottiidae. The record is from RefSeq and is a predicted model, not a curated record. The transcript is spliced from 2 exons.